Messenger RNA from Scedosporium apiospermum, 312 nucleotides. RefSeq lists its product as uncharacterized. NCBI's taxonomy places the organism in Eukaryota, Fungi, Ascomycota, Sordariomycetes, Microascales, Microascaceae. The transcript is spliced from 2 exons. Bases 1 to 312 code for a protein of 103 amino acids. The record is from RefSeq and is a predicted model, not a curated record.
AUGGUUCGCAUCACUAUCGCCGCUCUCCUCGCCCUCUCCGCCACCGCUCUCGCCCAAGUCAUCCCCAACAACGCCGGCGCACGCAACGUAGGAAACGGCCAAGGCGCACAGUUCAUCACGGGCGGCUGCGUCUCCGACGCCGACUGCGACCAGGCCAUUGCCUGCUGCGCCAACAACGGCCAGGGACAGGGCGUCUGCUCGGGCAUCGCGGCGGCUUUGCAGAACGGGAAGCAGGGAUGUGGGUUCAAUGACCCUAAUUCCGCUGCUACCAUUCAAGCUGCUGAAGAGCAGGUUGCUCGUCAAGGAUUCUAA